Molecule: messenger RNA, 1743 nt
Organism: Anthonomus grandis grandis
Lineage: Eukaryota; Metazoa; Arthropoda; Insecta; Coleoptera; Curculionidae
Gene: Yippee
Product: protein yippee-like 5
Exons: 3
Coding region: 367-741 (124 amino acids)
Source: RefSeq, a predicted model, not a curated record
UAAUGCGUCUUAAAUUAUUUUUUGGCUAAUAGACAAAAAAUUAAUCUACUUUAAGUCAUCAGAUAGCCCUUAAAUUUAAUUCGUAAUUCGCAAUUGUUCUUAAAUUCGCAUAUCACGUGAUGAAUCCGAUAUAUAAACCAGAUCAGUAAGAUUAGGUUGUUCGAACAUACUCAAAUUCUAAACAAAAACCAGAUGAUUUUGACAUGUGGUUCUAGUCAAGUCUAAAAAAUAUAAACAUCCCGUGGCCUGUAGCAAAAAUAAAUAGGGACACCCAAGAACAAAGAAAAAAAAAUCACCAAUAGCUUUAAAAUCUUUCCUGAAUUAUUAUUCACAUACUCGUUGAAGCUUGUAGUAGACCAACUUAAAAUGGGUAAAGUAUUCCUUGAGCAUAUGGGAGGAACCCGUUUGUUUUCAUGUGCAGCAUGCCACACCAAUUUAACAAACAGAACUGAAUUAAUAAGCACCAGAUUCACUGGAGCUACAGGGAGAGCUUAUUUGUUUAACAGAGUUGUUAACCUUACUUAUAGUGAGGUCCAAGAUAGAGUCAUGCUUACUGGGCGUCACAUGGUGCGAGAUGUAUCUUGCAAACAAUGUGACUCUAAGCUCGGCUGGAUGUAUGAGUUUGCCACAGAAGACAAUCAGAAAUAUAAAGAGGGUCGAGUUAUUUUGGAAAGGGCCCUGGUAACUGAGAGUGAUGGGAUGGAUGAACGUUCAUAUCAUGAACGUAGACAGAAUAAUUAGGUUUUAAGUAAUAGGCAGAAAGUAAUUACAUUACAGUGUUUCUUGUAAACCUUCCACUAUCUUUAACGAUUGUAGAUUGAAGUGGAUAUAGGAAUUGUUUUGAAAAGAAUAUUUACUCAGAGAUUUGCUUAUUGGGCCUGUUAUAUGAGGGAUUUGAAUUUGUGAGGUAUAUUGGUCAUGAUAUUUGUAGGAAAAACUUAUAUAAUCUUAAGUAUAGGAUGACUGAUAAAUGUUUUUAUAAGCUAAAGCUAUUAAAUUUAUAUCGUAAAGAAUGAAUUAGGUUCUCUAUUGUGGCGUACAAUUUCAAUCAUUAUUUCAUAACUUUUAUAUUUGGGUCUAAUUGCAAUAUGUGUGUUAAUAUGUUUGGUGAUAAUUAAUGGAUUAUAAAAAUUACAUCAUUUUGCAGUUUGAAUUGAAAAUAAUGUGACUAAACCAUAAAUUGUGCAAUUGUGAUAUAGGUUGUUAGAAAUUUUUAAAAUUUUUAAAAAUUUAAUUAGAACUUCAUUUUAAGUUAUAAAUUUGUGAUACUUUUUCGCUUUUUGGCCCAAGGUUUUGAUGUUUUUUAUUAUGAUUGGUGGUGUGAAAAUUUAAUAUCAGGUUUCUAGCUUUUUCUCACUGUUUCUUACUUUUUCCUUGCUUAUAUUGUGUUUUCUUCUAUUGAUAAUGCCGUCCCUUCUUAAAGUAAAAAAGCCUCUUAUUAACUAUGCACUUACUAAGAUUUCAAAUAUUUGCUGUCUCAAAAGAUCACCAUCAGGACUGAUUGGUAAGUUUAUGUUUCAAACAUAAUUUUUAGCUUCUAAUCAAUUUCUUAUAUACAUCUGUUAUACCUAAGAAAUUUUAUAAAUUAAAUAGUUAUGCUCGAUAUACAACUUAUAAUAGCCAAAAUGUAGGAUGUAGGAUAAUUUAAUAACUGACGAGUAAGUGUUUUGUAACUUUUUUAAUUUGAUAAUACUUAUGAAUAUGGGUACUUAUAAUAAAAAUACAAUAUACUAUUUAAAAUGA